AUUACCCUGCUAAAAUUGCUGCUGUAGUUGUUGGCAAGGAUAAUAUAAACCUAAAGCACUUUCUGCACUCUCCAAUAUCUCCACACACACUACUACGUACUAUUUUAUUCAUUCUCUUUAUCUCUCUACUGCAACUUCUUCUUCUACUUUCAAACCUCUCAUCUCUUCCCAUACUCUCUGAAACACUUCCACUUUUUCACAUACUUUCUGCACUACUUCUUUCCUUCCAUUCUUCCCUGUCUCUGAAAACAUUAUUCAUGGAUAAUGAAGACAUAAUGAAAACUUUAGGAAAUGUUGAAAGCAACAUGGACAUGAUGACAAUGAUGAUGCAAAUGGAUGACAAGUUUCAUGAUUCAUAUAAUGAACCUUUUUAUACCAACAAUGAAAACAAUUUCCCUUAUGUAACUUCAUCAUUCACACCCUCUUUGAUCAAUCCUCCACCAAUAUCCUAUCCAUUAAUGACACCGUCUCUUCAAACGACGACCAACAGAGUUCAAAUCCCGUCAGAGACAGUUAACAACGCGUCGUUUUCCUACCCUCAGAAAAAGACAUCAAUGUCAGCAAUGAGGGAGAUGAUAUUCCGUAUGGCGGUUAUGCAACCGAUUCAUAUCGAUCCAGAAACAAUAAAACCACCAAAGAGAAAGAAUGUGAAGAUUUCAAAGGAUCCACAGAGUGUAGCAGCAAGACAUAGAAGAGAAAGAAUUAGUGAGAGAAUAAGGAUAUUACAAAGAUUAGUUCCUGGUGGAACUAAAAUGGAUACAGCUUCAAUGUUAGAUGAAGCUAUACAUUAUGUGAAGUUUUUGAAGAAACAAGUUCAAACGUUGGAACAAGCUGGAGCAAAUAAACCUUUGAAUUUUGUUGGGUUUUCAGGAAUGGUUUCUAAUGGGAAUAUUAAUUAUUAUUCUUCUAAUUUGCUUAGAGGUUGUUCAUCACCUUGUCAAAUUAUGGGUCCUACUUCCAAAAAAAUGCUUAGUUGAUAAGGGAUAGAAAGAAAAUAUGAAUUAUUAAUUGUUAAAAUCAAUGAAUUUGAUUCCAUGUCUAAUAAUAUAUUGCAUAUUUGAUGCUUAUAUUAAUAUGUUGGAUAUGGUUUUGUGGUUAAUGUUGGAAUAAUAUUUUGUAAGCAAAC
This is a messenger RNA of Trifolium pratense (red clover), 1126 nucleotides long. Its product is annotated as transcription factor HEC2-like. NCBI's taxonomy places the organism in Eukaryota, Viridiplantae, Streptophyta, Magnoliopsida, Fabales, Fabaceae. The record is from RefSeq and is a predicted model, not a curated record. The transcript has a single exon. Gene Ontology annotation, biological process: regulation of DNA-templated transcription. Bases 258 to 977 code for a protein of 239 amino acids. Gene Ontology annotation, molecular function: protein dimerization activity; DNA-binding transcription factor activity.